UCUAAAGUAUUGCACUUGAGAGAGACCUUUAUCUACUGACCGACUGAGGAGCCAGCAGAGUGAGCUUCUAGCCGGACCACUAGGGACACCUGUAGUGAUAAAGUGGUGAGACUUAAAGGUGGGAAUAUCAUGUGUGUAUCUCGGCUGGUUUUGCUGCUCGGGCUGCUUCUUUGUGUUGGAGCUCAGCUGUCUGACGCCCAGCACUGGUCCCAUGGUUGGUACCCUGGAGGCAAGAGGGAGGUGGACUCUUUUGGCACAUCAGAGAUUUCAGAAGAGAUUAAGCUGUGUGAGGCAGGAGAAUGCAGCUACUUGAGACCCCAGAGGAGGAAUAUUCUGAGAAACAUCAUUUUGGAUGCCUUAGCCAGAGAGCUUCAGAAAAGAAAGUGAUGGCUUUUCGCUCUACACUGCUUUCCUAACAUGUGAAAACCACCAUGUUGAUUCUAUAAUGUUGUGUAAUUGUUAAAUGUGUUAGUACCGGUUAUUUUCCUGCAUUGAAUUGGAUUUUCCCUGUGGUUACAGAUGUUUGAUUUGUAAUGUCCUAA
Messenger RNA from Pungitius pungitius (ninespine stickleback), 542 nucleotides. RefSeq names its product gonadotropin-releasing hormone 2 (gene gnrh2). The coding region runs from base 130 to 387 and encodes 85 amino acids. Gene Ontology annotation, cellular component: extracellular region. The transcript has 4 exons. The record is from RefSeq and is a predicted model, not a curated record. Gene Ontology annotation, molecular function: gonadotropin-releasing hormone receptor binding; gonadotropin hormone-releasing hormone activity. NCBI's taxonomy places the organism in Eukaryota, Metazoa, Chordata, Actinopteri, Perciformes, Gasterosteidae. Gene Ontology annotation, biological process: multicellular organism development.